AUGGGUUUCAAGCUUGCACAAUGCGGACGGGUCGUGUGCCGCCGCUUCAAUAGUCGCGUGCUGUAUGUCCCUGGUUCUGGACUACGACCUGAUACGACCUCCAUCGCCGCCAUCGCCAAUUCGUACGCUGCAAAGGCCAGUGUGCUCCAACUGCUCUCCCUGAGCAAGUCGUAUGCCACGGAUGCUGCUACGCCAAAAACCAAGUCGAAGGCUGCACCCAAGAAAGCUGCACCAAAGAAGGCUGAUUCUAAGAAAGCUGAUGCUAAGAAACCUGGUCCCAAGAAAGUUGCCCUUCCACCCAAGCGUGGCCGCCCUGGAAAGACCGAAAAGGAAAAGAAGGCUCAGGCGAAAGAGGACCUGGCUGCCCUCAAAAGCGCAGUUCUGACACUUCCUAAACUGUUACCGGUAACACCAUUUACCGUAUAUGCAACCGGCAAGAAGGGUUCGAUUGUUGGGCAUAGGGAAACAUUUAAAGAGCUGCCUGGAUACGAAGUGGAGGAACUCCGAGAAAUCGCUGAGAAGAAUUCCUCGACCAAUCAACAUAACCUCAAACAAUGGAUUGAAUCCCAUUCUCCCCUUGAGAUAAAGAAUGCCAACGGGGCACGCCGCAAACUCCGCCGCAUUCUGUCAUUAUCAAGCAGGUCUAGAAUCUGCUCCCCGAUCCAUGAUGACCGACGUGUUAAACGUCCGCGUACCGCUUUCAUGAUUUACUCUCUUGAGAAGCAGCGCAGUGGGGAGUACGACCAUACAGGCGCAAUAGAGCGUAUUAUAGAAAUAGCUCAAACCUGGAAGAAUGAACCAGCGAGCGAGAAAGAGAAAUACAAGCAUCUCGAAGUGGAAGAUCGAACUCGAUACAUCAAUGAGUAUAGGGAGACAUACGGUGAAGAGCCAGGUAUGGAGGCCAGUGAAUCUGAGGACUUCUAA
Arthroderma uncinatum is the source of this 924-nucleotide messenger RNA. Its product is annotated as HMG box protein. The record is from RefSeq and is a predicted model, not a curated record. The coding region runs from base 1 to 924 and encodes 307 amino acids. NCBI's taxonomy places the organism in Eukaryota, Fungi, Ascomycota, Eurotiomycetes, Onygenales, Arthrodermataceae. The transcript is spliced from 3 exons.